Messenger RNA from Aspergillus pseudoviridinutans, 678 nucleotides. RefSeq lists its product as uncharacterized. Lineage: Eukaryota; Fungi; Ascomycota; Eurotiomycetes; Eurotiales; Aspergillaceae. The record is from RefSeq and is a predicted model, not a curated record. The transcript has a single exon. The coding region runs from base 1 to 678 and encodes 225 amino acids.
AUGGGCUCAACCACCGAACAACUGUUCCACAUCCUUUUGACGACAAGUCAUCUUCAAAAGAACCCUAACAACGUUGUCGAAAAGGUCCGAAUCCCAGCGACCUACACAAAUCUCCAAGCCGCCAAAGCUGCUGCAUACCGCUGUCUGUUUGACGCGGGCUACGAAAAGGAGUGGUUCACCACGUAUGAAACCAAGCCCGAAAUAUUUGAGAAUAAAGAUCUUCCCGAGCGAUCUGGAUUAGCCGUUUUUGCUGUUGCACCAGAUGGAACAGAAUUCCGGGUUCAUAUCAUCACAACCCCGAAGGACGAAGAGCUCGUCGACGAAGUCAUUGAGGGCCACAUCACCAAGCCAUUGUACUACGUGGUACAAGCUAAUGUCGAGUACAGCGCGGAUGAGGGCAGCAGGGUGCGCGAUAUCGACAUCGAGGGGGUGUUCCUGACUUAUCAGGAGGCAAGAGACCUCGCCAGCCGGGUGUUGCUGUCCAAGGAAGAUGCAACCACGAAGGAGAGCUUUGCUGAAUACACUGAAGCAGCACCUAAGGAGAAGGACUGUGGAUACGGAGAGAAUGUGAUUGUCCGCGCUGUGUCGGAAUAUGGGACCAACUAUUUGAUUUCCGUCAUCAAGAAUCAGGAACUGGAGCCCGUACAUCUGGCGGAGGCGGCCAUGAAGAUAUUGUGA